Messenger RNA from Ipomoea nil (Japanese morning glory), 567 nucleotides. RefSeq lists its product as uncharacterized. The record is from RefSeq and is a predicted model, not a curated record. Bases 1 to 567 code for a protein of 188 amino acids. The transcript has a single exon. NCBI's taxonomy places the organism in Eukaryota, Viridiplantae, Streptophyta, Magnoliopsida, Solanales, Convolvulaceae.
AUGGGGAAUGAUCCCACACUGAUUAACGCUCUACUACGCCGUCUGUUGUCUACUUUCAAGAUUCGUGACCUUGGUACCCCCGGGUUCUUUCAUGGUAUUGAAACACUCAUGGUUGAUACCGGGAUAAUGUUGUCACAACGCCGGUAUAUGGGCGACAUUCUAAACCGCGCCGGCAUGGUCAAUUGCAAACCGUUAGCAACUCCAACUUCUGUUACGCAAGCUGUUUCUCCCUCCGACCUACCGUUUGUAAACCCGACACAGUAUCGACGUAUUACAGGCGCCCUACAAUAUUUAACUAUCACCCGGCCGGAUUUGUCCUAUGCUAUUAACCGUCUAUGUCAGUUCAUGCAUCCCCCGACUAACGAACAUUGUGGCCUUCUCAAGCGAGUCUUGCGGUAUAUCAAAGGCACUUUAGACUACAGUUUACGUCUCUUGGUAUCCGCUUCCUCGACUAUCCAUGCGUUCUCUGACUUCGAUUGGGCCGGAUGCCCGUUGGACAGGAAAAACACAAGUGGUUAUUCAGUUUUCUUAGGCUCCAAUCUCAUCUCUUGGAUCUCCCAGAAGUAG